Messenger RNA from Manihot esculenta (cassava), 1171 nucleotides. Its product is annotated as DNA-directed RNA polymerases II and IV subunit 5A. The transcript has 5 exons. Gene Ontology annotation, cellular component: RNA polymerase II, core complex; RNA polymerase I complex; RNA polymerase III complex. Gene Ontology annotation, molecular function: DNA binding; DNA-directed RNA polymerase activity. Gene Ontology annotation, biological process: DNA-templated transcription. Bases 328 to 948 code for a protein of 206 amino acids. The record is from RefSeq and is a predicted model, not a curated record. Lineage: Eukaryota; Viridiplantae; Streptophyta; Magnoliopsida; Malpighiales; Euphorbiaceae.
CCUUAACAACACAUUCACUUGUUCUCUCGAGCCUGAAAAGCAAAGCCGCUGCCCCACCCCAUCCCACUUCCUUCCGGCCCUGCAUCCCUCGCCGUCGCUGCUACUGCUUAUCCUCACUCACGUCGCUGCUGCUCCUCCUCGGUCACGCUGGUGUCUCGCCGCCGCUCCUUCUCUGUCACGCUAGUGUCUCGCGGUUGCAGUUCUUUCAUCUGAACCGCUGCUCUCUCGACUCUGCUCCUGUCUCGCCGCUGCUUCUGUCUCCCGCGGUUGCAACGCAGUAUAGUCUACUUUUGUGACCAACUUUUUCCAUUAGUCUCGUCGGCAAAAAUGACCCUAUCGGAGGAUGAAAUUAAGAGGCUUUUCAGAAUUCGUAAGACAGUGAUGACGAUGCUCAAGGAUAGGGGUUAUUUUGUUGGAGACUUUGAGAUCAACAUGACAAGGGAGCAGUUCAUUUCGAAAUUUGGCGAGAACAUGAAAAGGGAAGAUCUUGUUAUCAACAAGACGAAGCGCAAUGAUCCUUCUGAUCAGAUUUAUGUUUUCUUUCCUGAGGAACAGAAGGUUGGAGUCAAGACAAUGAAGACUUAUACCAACCGCAUGAAGUCUGAGAAUGUUUUCAGAGCAAUACUGGUUGUUCAACAAAAUUUGACUCCUUUUGCUCGAACAUGUAUAUCUGAGAUAGCUGCUAAAUUCCAGUUGGAGGUCUUCCAGGAGGCAGAACUGUUGGUCAACAUCAAAGAACACGUUCUUGUACCUGAGCAUCAGGUGCUUACAAGUGAAGAGAAGAAGACAUUGUUAGAGAGAUACACUGUGAAAGAAACACAACUACCUCGAAUUCAAGUAUCUGAUCCAAUUGCCAGAUAUUAUGGGCUGAAGCGAGGGCAAGUUGUGAAGAUCAUCAGGCCAAGUGAAACUGCAGGACGAUAUAUUACCUAUCGAUUUGUUGUUUAAAUACUUUUAUAUUCACGGCUUUUGUUUAGGCUUUUAGUAUUUAAGCCAUGGAUAUUGAUGGGAAUUUGGUGCCUGGUAUAGUUUACCAGAAAAAAAAAAGUAUUUAUAUAGUUGACACAAGCUGGUUUGGGAUUAAAACUUUGUUGUUUCAUAGCUUUUGUUUGAGAGGACCUCGGUUUCUUUCUUUUAUAAAGUAAAUUUAGUGAAUAAAUUAUUUUGGCAA